This is a messenger RNA of Teleopsis dalmanni, 1023 nucleotides long. RefSeq names its product peptide transporter family 1-like. Lineage: Eukaryota; Metazoa; Arthropoda; Insecta; Diptera; Diopsidae. Gene Ontology annotation, molecular function: dipeptide transmembrane transporter activity. The record is from RefSeq and is a predicted model, not a curated record. Bases 1 to 1023 code for a protein of 340 amino acids. Gene Ontology annotation, cellular component: membrane. The transcript is spliced from 3 exons. Gene Ontology annotation, biological process: transmembrane transport.
AUGAUAAUUAAAAGAAAAACGUAUCCGAUUUUACCUAGUGCUGGCUAUGCGCAAUUGAGGAUAUUUAAUGGCGUGCAUGGGUGUGAUUACAACUUUUCAACGAAUUUGAAGGAAAAUGCCACGUUCACUGUGAAUGCUCUUAAUGCCUAUGAGGAUAAAUUCAUACCAAUAAAAAAUGGAAAUUUUACAUUCUUAUAUCAACUGCACAAUGAAAAAGAAGAGUGCCCACAAUUCUCAAGUAUCGAAAGAGCACAUGAAUUCAAAGAUGCUACAGCUUACAGCCUCUUCAUACAACCUCAACAUAAUAGUGAACCACUGUAUUGGUUUGAGGACAAAGUAGAUAAAUCAGCACGUGGUGCUGCAUUGGUGCGCACCUUGGCUAAUGUGAACCAGUUUCAUGAUAUUGUUUGGAAGGAAGCAAAAUCGGGCACUAUAAGUUCCAAACUUAAAGCUGAUAAUAAAAAGCAGUUAGAAUUGCGUGCUACGGAAUAUAUGGUUAUGGUAGACGAGAUUAUGGUGCAUCAGCAGGCAUUGGAUCAAGGCGGGGUGUAUGCAUUAAUUAUAGGCAACGCUAAUAUAGUGAUUACUAAAAUGGUAACAAUAACCGAACCAAAUUCAAUCAGUAUACUUUGGUUAAUACCACAAUACAUUGUGUUAACACUGGGUGAAGUAAUGUUCUCAGUUACUGGUUUGGAGUUUUCAUAUUCUCAGGCGCCAAUGGCCAUGAAAACUGUUUUGCAGGCCUGUUGGUUAUUAACCGUUGCGUUUGGAAAUGUGAUUGUGGUCAUAAUUGCAGAAGCGAAAAUUUUCAACUCACAAGCAAAUGAGUUCUUCCUAUUUGCGGGACUGAUGUUUGCCGAUAUGAUGAUAUUUAUGUGGAUGGCUUACGAUUAUAAACCUAAUAAUCCAGUAAUAGUGGAAAACGAUUUACUUACUAAGAAUAAAAUCAAUAGUACAAGUAGUGAUUAUAAUAAACGUAGUAUUGUUUAUCCAAAAUAUUCACAGAACAAUAUUGAGUAUUAA